Cicer arietinum (chickpea) is the source of this 2377-nucleotide messenger RNA. RefSeq names its product E3 ubiquitin-protein ligase COP1. Gene Ontology annotation, molecular function: ubiquitin protein ligase activity; protein binding. Gene Ontology annotation, biological process: proteasome-mediated ubiquitin-dependent protein catabolic process. Lineage: Eukaryota; Viridiplantae; Streptophyta; Magnoliopsida; Fabales; Fabaceae. The record is from RefSeq and is a predicted model, not a curated record.
CUCACCCUCACAAAGCACAAUUGUGGGACCCACUCUCCACCCCAAAGCCCCCUCUCUUCUUCCUACAAGCAAAAUCAAAAUCAAGAAGAAAUCACCACCACACGAAGCAAAAUCACUCUCUCUCGCAAGUCGCAACAACAAAAUCAUUUCCACGUUAAACCUCACAAUGGAAGAACACUCAGUGGGACCUCUCGUCCCUGCAGUAGUGAAACCCGAACCUUCUAAACCGUUUUCCUCCGACAACACCGUCGCCGGCGAAAUUUUCCCGGUCGCUUCCAUGUCCGAGCCGGAUAAAGACUUCCUCUGUCCGAUUUGUAUGCAGAUAAUCAAAGACGCGUUCCUCACCGCUUGUGGUCAUAGCUUCUGCUACAUGUGCAUCAUUACUCAUCUUCGUAACAAAAGCGACUGUCCUUGCUGUGGUCAUUACCUCACCAGCAGUAACUUGUUCCCGAACUUCCUUCUCGAUAAGCUACUAAAAAAGACGUCCGAUCGGCAAAUUUCAAAGACUGCUUCCCCUGUGGAACAUUUCCGGCAGGCGUUACAAAAGGGUUGUGAUGUGACAAUGAAGGAGCUCGACACACUUUUGUCACUCCUUGCCGAGAAAAAAAGAAAAAUGGAACAAGAAGAAGCUGAGAGAAAUAUGCAAAUAUUAUUAGAUUUCUUGCAUUGCUUACGCAAGCAAAAAGUUGAUGAGUUGAAGGAGGUACAAACUGAUCUCCAGUUCAUAAAGGAGGACAUUGGUGCAGUGGAGAAACAUAGAAUGGACUUGUAUCGUGCUCGGGACAGGUACUCUGUGAAAUUGCGGAUGCUUGAUGAUUCUGGUGGAAGGAAAUCAUGGCAUUCAUCAAUGGACAGGAAUAGCAGUGGCCUUGCAUCUAGUCCCUUAAAUAUUCGAGGAGGGUUGUCUUCAGGGAGCCAUACUAAGAAAAAUGAUGGAAAGUCUCAAAUCAGCUCUCAUGGGCACGGAAUCCAGAGAAGAGAUCCCAUCAGUGGAUCAGAUUCGCAAUUUAUAAAUCAAUCGGGUCUUGCUCUAGUUAGAAAAAAGAGGGUGCAUACACAGUUCAAUGACCUACAAGAAUGUUAUCUACAAAAACGACGGCAGACUGCAGAUAAGCCACAUGGCCAACAAGAAAGAGAUACAAAUUUCAUAAGUCGAGAAGGUUACAGUGGUGGUCUUGAAGAUUUUCAGUCAGUCUUGACAACUUUCACACGCUACAGUCGAUUGAGAGUCAUUGCAGAAAUAAGGCAUGGGGAUAUAUUUCAUUCAGCCAACAUCGUUUCAAGCAUAGAGUUUGACCGCGAUGAUGAUUUGUUUGCUACUGCUGGAGUUUCACGACGCAUUAAAGUUUUUGACUUUUCCGCGGUUGUGAAUGAACCCACAGAUGCUCAUUGUCCUGUUGUGGAGAUGACUACACGUUCAAAACUUAGUUGCUUGAGUUGGAACAAAUAUGCUAAGAAUCAAAUAGCUAGUAGUGAUUAUGAAGGAAUUGUGACUGUUUGGGAUGUGACCACUCGAAAGAGUUUAAUGGAAUAUGAAGAGCAUGAAAAGCGUGCAUGGAGUGUUGAUUUUUCAAGAACAGAUCCCUCUAUGCUUGUAUCUGGUAGUGAUGACUGUAAGGUCAAAGUUUGGUGCACAAAUCAGGAGGCCAGUGUUCUAAAUAUAGACAUGAAAGCAAACAUAUGUUGUGUGAAGUAUAAUCCUGGAUCUGGGAAUUACAUUGCAGUUGGGUCAGCAGACCAUCACAUUCAUUAUUAUGAUUUGAGAAAUAUUAGUCGUCCAGUCCAUGUUUUCAGUGGGCACAAGAAGGCUGUUUCAUACGUGAAAUUUUUGUCCAAUGAUGAACUUGCAUCGGCAUCAACAGAUAGUACACUGCGAUUAUGGGAUGUGAAGGAAAACAUACCGGUUCGUACUUUCAGAGGCCAUGCAAAUGAGAAGAACUUUGUUGGCCUUACAGUAAGCAGUGAAUACAUUGCAUGUGGCAGUGAAACAAAUGAAGUAUUUGUCUACCAUAAGGAAAUCUCCAAGCCUCUUACUUGGCAUAGAUUUAGUUCCCCUGACAUGGAUGAUGCGGAAGAUGAGGCUGGAUCUUACUUCAUCAGUGCUGUAUGCUGGAAGAGUGAUCGCCCCACCAUACUAACUGCAAAUAGUCAAGGCACUAUCAAAGUGCUGGUGCUUGCAGCUUAAACACAAGGAAAAAUAAAUUAGAAAGUUGAAUCGGUAUUAUCUGUUCCUAUGCUACAAAUUGUUGUACCAUUAAAAUUGUACAUAUUAUUUGAGUGUAUAUUGGUAGGUUUUAGGGAUCUUAAUGAAGUAUUAGCUGAGGACAAACUAUAUGAUAAAUCAAUUAAUUAGAGAAACUGAGCUUUUACCAAUUAA